UAAAGAAAGGCAGUGUGAAAAAUGGAAACCGUGAAGAUCGGGUCUAAUCCCAGGAUUUAACCGAAUCUUGGUGUCUUGUUGGAGUGGAAGGAGCUGUGGUUUUAAAAUCUGGGUAUGUUCUUUCAUUUUCCUGGAAGUGAAAAUAUUGCAUUUUAGUGGUGAAUUUAGAGUGAUUCGCAAUUUUAUUUUCUGUUCAAAGUAAAGAUUUUUACUUGUUUGAAUUUGGUGGAAAAGUUUGAAAAUUCAAAUGCCAGAGGAGGACUUGGUAGAACUUAAAUUCCGAUUGUAUGAUGGAUCGGAUAUCGGUCCAUUUCGAUACUCACCUGCUUCAACGGUUGCUAUGCUCAAGGAAAGAAUCGUUGCUGAGUGGCCCAAAGAUAAAAAGUUUGCGCCCAAGGGAACCAAUGACAUCAAGCUGAUAAACGCUGGGAAAAUUUUGGAGAACGACAAGACUGUUGGCCAAUGUAGAGCACCUUUCGAUGAUCUCCCUAGAGUGGCCAUCACUAUGCAUGUUGUUGUCCAGCCAUCUGUAACAAAAACGAAAACAGCAGAAAAGAAGGUGGAUGAGGCGCCACAGAAAAACUUAUGUUCAUGUUCCAUAUUGUAAAAAAA
Molecule: messenger RNA, 612 nt
Organism: Hibiscus syriacus
Lineage: Eukaryota; Viridiplantae; Streptophyta; Magnoliopsida; Malvales; Malvaceae
Product: membrane-anchored ubiquitin-fold protein 4-like
Exons: 5
Coding region: 248-607 (119 amino acids)
Molecular function (GO): protein binding
Source: RefSeq, a predicted model, not a curated record